AUGGCAGAGACAAACCUCACCUUGGUGACCGAGUUCGUCCUUAUCGCGUUCACCCAGUGCCCGGAGUGGGCACUCCUCCCUCUCUUCCUCCUCUUUCUGUUCAUCUAUCUCGCCACCUUACUGGGGAACUUGGGGAUGAUCACCCUGAUCCGCAUGGAUGGCCGGCUCCAGAGCCCGAUGUACUUCCUUCUGAGCCACCUCUCCCUCACGGACAUCUGCUACUCGUCUGUCACCGUCCCUCAGAUGCUGGCCGUGCUGUGGGAGCGGGGGGCAGCCCUGUCCUACUCGCGCUGUGCGGCGCAGUUCUUCCUGUUCACCUUCUUCGGUUCCAUCGACUGCUACGUGCUGGCCCUCAUGGCCUACGACCGCUACGUGGCCGUGUGCCGGCCCCUGCUCUACGCCAGCAUCGUCACGCAGGGGGCCUGUCUGCGCUUCGUGGCUGGGGCUUACCUAGCAGGUCUCUUCAGCGCCCUGGUGCGGACCGUCUCAGCCUUCACGCUCUCCUUCUGCGGAAACAAUGAGCUCGACUUCGUUUUCUGUGACCUCCCUCCUCUUUUAAAGGCGGCCUGUGGGGAGAGCUACACCCAGGAAGUGGUGAUUAUUGUGUUCGCUGUUUUUGUCAUCCCUGCAUGCAUGGCGGUGAUCCUAGUGUCCUACCUGUUCAUCGUCGUGGCCAUUCUGCGGAUCCCCUCGGCUGGAGGCCGGGCCAAGACCUUCUCCACCUGCGCCUCCCACCUCACUGCUGUGUCCCUCUUCUUUGGCACCCUCAUCUUCAUGUACCUGCGAGAUAACUCGGGCAGGUCCCCGGAGGAAGAUCGGGUGGUGUCUGUGUUCUACACGACAGUGAUCCCCAUGUUGAACCCCCUCAUCUACAGCCUGAGGAACCAGGAAGUGAAGGGGGCCCUGAGAAGAAUUCUCGAUAGAGUCAGGUUGUUCUAACCAUCUCCAAACUUGGAAAAUCCUGAGAACCACCUACUCUGUGGUGCCAGCAUUCUGGACACU
Messenger RNA from Microcebus murinus (gray mouse lemur), 1002 nucleotides. RefSeq names its product olfactory receptor 9Q1. Gene Ontology annotation, cellular component: membrane. NCBI's taxonomy places the organism in Eukaryota, Metazoa, Chordata, Mammalia, Primates, Cheirogaleidae. Gene Ontology annotation, biological process: G protein-coupled receptor signaling pathway. The record is from RefSeq and is a predicted model, not a curated record. Gene Ontology annotation, molecular function: olfactory receptor activity; G protein-coupled receptor activity.